GCCACAUACUCUGUGCAGCAGAAAAGGGCAUUGUAGAAUAUUGGAAGACGAAGGCAUCGAGCUUCCGCUGGUUGCCGAAGGCCUAUGAAUACGGAGCGUCGCCAGCUGCCUUGCUACACCAUGGAGACCAGUAUCAGAAGAGACAAGAAGACUUACACACGGUUUCUUCUCGUCGCAAGAAAAAUGGAAAUGGAAAUGCAGAGCGAGAAGGAGCAGCGCCGGAAGAUGCCAAUGCGUCUUGGAUGUCACAGCCGCGGGCUGCUCGGCGUUUCUAUCACAAGAAACUUGACUACCUGCGCGUCUUCAUGUACGCGCACCCAGGCGUGUUUUCCGGCCACGAGAUGUGCCCCCCGACCGGCGGGUGGUACCACGCGAUCGAGAGCGUAUACUGGUUUGUUGUGAACAGGACGCAGUCCAUCCUCACGACCGUCCUGGAUGACGAAAGGGACGCGCUGCUGCGGAGCCAUGUGCGGCAAGAUCAUGAGCUACGUGAGGAACAGGAAGAACAGCUUGCAUCGCCGGGCAGCACCAUCGGCGUGCCACCGGCUAAGCAUUCCUCAUCACCACGGCGACGAACCCCCGCCGGCGCACUCACAGAGGGCAAACUACUGGACAAAAUUCAAGAGGCAUGGAUGCAUGUGGCCUCUCGAGAUCGAACGAAGAAUGAAGCCUUCGAGUCAGGACUGCGGCAAACAGAAGGCAUGUCGCCGGCAACGUCGGAAGAGGCAAAUAAACUAUCGGAGGUGCCUCGUGAUGUUGAGGAAAAGGCUCUCCAGAAGGUUCCACUUGGAAACUACACGUCGCACGGUGCCCGAUUGAUGCGCGCUAGUGUGAGUGGGGCUGAGGUUCCGAUCCUGCCCGCGGACGAGGCUGAGGCGCAAGAUCGGGUGCUGCUAUUAUCGGACAACAUGGCGCUAGUUGACAACCCAGCAAGAUCUGGAUAUGGAUACGGCGAACGACCUCCUGUCUCAGAAGAUGAACAGGUGUCUACUGCACGAAGAUCUGCGUCCAACGCUCCGAAGCAGCGCAUCAGGCCUCCCCGCGCACCGAUCUACGCCGUACGCGAUAUCCAAAGGGCAGACGCUAUUUGGGUUCUGCAGUGCUGGAACUUGGCGAUUGAUGACAUUUGCGGUAGUACGACGCUGAAUUGGCUCACGCCCAGGCGACGGAAAAUAUUUCGCGCGGUGUUGGAGGAUGUGUAUCUAAAUUUCAACGGUUCUGCAAGGACCAGCUCGCGCAAAGAGGUACUCGAUGUCUUCGGCGGGAACAAAAGCAACUCAUUGGAGCUGCAGAAGAACUGUGAGAAACAGCACGGCACUUGUCGGCGCAGUUCUACUACUAGUUCUCACUUACUUGGUGCUGGUAAACAAAAAAUAAAAGCGGAGCUACCAUUCCUAUUUGGCCGGAAAGACGAUCACUACAAAGGAAACGGCCUGGGCGUUCUAUGGCCAGAACUCGCUCCGGAGAAGCGGAUUCGUGUCUGUCAGGAUGCACUGCAGCAGUCCCAGGUGAUGCGACGGAUGCAGAAAGCGACGCUCUUAGAAAUGGCGCAUGUGUUGAACACACACACAAAGUACGCAAACAAGCCAAAAAUCAUCGCGUCUCCGCGGGAGAACGGUCGCGCGGACUGGUUGUGGGGCGAUCCGGAAGUUUUGGAAGUGACCAAGGAUUGGAUUCUGAUGGGCCACAUGGGCUUGACCGCUGCCGAGUGGGGCGGGGUGGAUCCGAAGGAAGUGCAGCAGGCCGCGUUGCGCGUGGCUUGGAACCACACUGACUCGACGUCGCAGCAGCUCCGACAGAAAGACUCGGCGGCGACAAAGUACCUGCGCGAGUUUUUCGCUCCGAGUAGAGCAGGAGACGACGGCACGAGGAAGCCUGCACGGAGCGAGGAGCGUCGUGAUCUUGGGAGCACCAAGCAGGGCCCGGAAGAUGAACAAGUUGGCAAUGAAAUCGCGAACACAAUAGAAUCUUCCUCAAAGCAGGUGCAUUAUCAAGCAGGCUCGACACUGCUGACAAGAACAGCAUCUGAGAGAAUUGAUAAUGAUGGCGAGGACGAGCGCGAGCCCCGGCCCCCUACAUUUUGUUUUGUGCCGCCUGUUGCAGCGCAGCACGUUCGCUGGGGAGAGUUUGUCUACAAAGUACCUGAGAAAGAAGUACUAGAGUUCGGCUCCAACCACACCGGAGCAGUAGACAAGAAAGCAACAAUUCCCGUCAAGCGCAUCGCUAUUUUCCAAGCUGCGGUGAAUGAGACACGGUAUAGUUUUUCCACGCCGUCGACGAUGUCAUCGGGACUAAAGUUGAACCGCCCCACAGACGAGGGUGUGGCAAGCGCACUAUCUGUCUGUCAGAGCGACUGCAUUGGGACGGCCGUCGAGAACCACAAGUGUCUGCUGGUCGAACUUCGCAGAGAUGGCUGUAUUCCCUUCAAAAAAAUCGGACACGUGGAAGUGCCUGCAGCGGGGGAAGUAGAUGCGAGCAGGCGUGGCGACAGAAAGUUCUUGGAUACUACAACGGGGACAACACGUCCUCUUGAGCUCCUCGAUGCGCUGGUAGCGAAGAUCCGGCAGAAUUUCUACACAAGGACAGCAUUCGGAGAAUUGUCCCCGCACCUUGCCUGGGUUCAGCGGUGGCCAAGUGGGACGCUUGCGAUUGGAAUUAUGCAAUCGACUCAGAAGCGGGAGGAGGAGGAGGAGGAGGACAAAGACAGAGACAAACCACAGAAGGGUCCUCAUUAUACUAGUAUUUUCGGCAGCUGGCGCCAGUUCGCAGCAUACGUACAGCAGGAGGCUUCGGACAGGAACCGUCGAGCGCUAGUGUGGAUGUCCGGGAACGCGGCCAGCAGCACGGAAAAAUCGGAUUCAAAUUAUAAAGUCGAAGUAGACCACACCACGACCGCAGCGAGGACCGCGGAGCCUAAUGUUUCAUCUCCGCGAGGAGCGGCAAUUUUGUUUGGUGAAGAAAUCCCCGCAACGGUAACCAACGUACAUUUGAAGCAACCGCCAAUACUUUUGAUGACUCAGGAGUUGGAACAGGAGGAGCUCUUUUGGCAAGGCAAGCGAAGUCGAAGGGGAAAGAGUGAAGAGCGCGAUCUUCUGGUGGGUGGUGAAAAGAACUACAACCCGAACGAUCAACAACAACAAACUUACGAAGAAGAUGAUCUUGAUCCACCCAGCACCAGCAGCAACAAAAACCUGUCUAUUUCUGGAGAUGUUGGGACGAAGGAAAAUGAAAUCACGACUUGGACGCUUCACUUGGGGAAGAUGUUUUCUGCAAUCGGCGACCGUUCCUCGGGAGGAGCGAGGACGGUCCUCUACAGCAUGUACAUGAAUCAGCUGUACCGGUUAGCCGACUGGUGGAGGCAACUGAUCGGGUCGGAAGACGACAGCUUUAUUAGGCAGGAAGCGAAUGCAGCGAACCACAACCAAAAAGAAAAACAAAAACUUCAGCACCACCUUUUGUUCAACAGCAAAGACGCGCUCCGUGGGCCCGCCACGGCUGCGCGGAUGUUUGCUCAGGACGUGAUCAUUCCACCGAUGAUAAGUCUGGCAAACGUCGGCAGCCGCGACUACGUGCGCAAUCCCUGGACGAGAAUCUUCCGAAACCAGUACGAGAACGAGUGGGGCUUCCUGUGGGAGGAGGGCGAUACGCCCGCGUGGUGGGAUUAUGUCAGCGGAAGGCUGGACUUGAGGAAAAAUUAUGGAACAAAUGGGCAGAAAAACAAAAAAAGCGAUAGCAAGAAGUUUUACACUGUGUACUCAGCCGCGACCGAGUAUCACCGCCGCGAGCGUGCGGUUUUCUUCGCGGGCGGAUGCAACAGCGUUCGGAGACAGGAAUUGUUUCUGUAUCUGUUUUUGAAGAAGUUCAGGAACAACAUCGAGGCUGGCGGAGGACCUGUCGCAAACCCAAACAUCACGACCGGUGCUCCAACUAAGAGUACUUCUAGCGCGGAUGAUUUAUUUCUGCAUCAUCUCGCGUCGUCGGACCAUCUGUUGCCGGAGGACUUAAUCAGCGAGGAAAGGUACUUCAAUACGACUCGGCGAGACCGCAUUUCCAACCAGUUCAACAACUACAUGCACACCUCGAAGUUUUGCCUCGUGGUUCCGGGGUCCGGCCUCUUCACGACAAGGUUCGCAGAGUCCAUCGUGUCGGGCUGCAUUCCCCUGAUCAAAAUUUCCUCCGUUCCCUUACCGUUUUCCAAAACCCUAGAUUGGUGCAAUCCGUUGAUGGCGAGGAUUUUUGCUGGGGAGAAUUUUUUCGAGCAAUCUAGUAAAGCUGCAGGAGACCUUGAUGAACGUAAACAUACCACAACCGUACCGACAGAGGAACUCAUUGCAUACAAUUGGGAAGUCUGCACGGACGUUCCGGCGGUGUUCUUUUCCCAUUACUCCCAGAUCGAACCUCUCACGGCUGACGCAACGGUGGUCACGGUGGAGAAAUACACUCGAAAGCUGCUCAACCUGCGUUGGCUGACCCAUGUGGACGCCAGCAUCGGGAAUCACCACAUGCAUUUGCUGCACGCGGAAUUAGUAGGGUCCGUUGCGAUCUGGCGUGCAAAGAGACUUAUUCGGGAAGAAAGAGAGACAGAGAACAAAGAAGCCGCAAUGCGGCCAGCAGGAAAGGUUUUGUCAUGAGGCUGUCUUGGGCCUGGAAGCUCGAGGACGCGGGCAGGCCGUGAGUUGGGCGUAAGACUGUAGCAGAGUUUCGACAUGAUAAAACCAGCUGCAGAAAGAAGCGCCAGCGGAAACAAACGCAAGGAUUGUUCUCUACACCAAAUGCGGAAAUGUAAAAAAUCUAAGUACACAGAUGCGCACGCGCUGUUGGAACAAAU
Messenger RNA from Amoebophrya sp. A120, 4828 nucleotides. NCBI's taxonomy places the organism in Eukaryota, Dinophyceae, Syndiniales, Amoebophryaceae. The record is from the annotation of a GenBank genome assembly.